Molecule: messenger RNA, 1144 nt
Organism: Triticum urartu
Lineage: Eukaryota; Viridiplantae; Streptophyta; Magnoliopsida; Poales; Poaceae
Source: RefSeq, a predicted model, not a curated record
GUAACCUGCAGGUCCACCAGCAGAAGGCACACACUGAAUAGAUCACGCACCGGCACCACCUCCGGCCAGAGCGCCAAGGCGCGAAGCGAUGGAGUCGGGCGAGCCACUCCCACGUCGCGACGGCCGCCGCGGCGGCUGGCGCGCCGCGCUCUUCAUCGUCGCCGUCGGGUUCUUGGAGCGCAUCGGGUUCACCGGCGUGGGGGGCAACCUGAUCACGUACCUGACCGGCCCGCUGGGCAUGUCCACGGCGGCCGCCGCCGCCGGCGUGAACGCCUGGUCCGGGACCGUGCUGGUGCUGCCGCUCGUCGGCGCGCUCGCCGCCGACUCGCGCCUCGGCCGGUACCGCGCCGUCCUGAUAGCCGGCGUGCUCUACCUGCUGAGCUUGGGAAUGCUGACGGUCUCAUCCAUGCUGCAAACGCCGCAACCUCAUCCUGCCGGCUGCCACAGCACAGGCAGCACCUGCUCGCCGCUGCCCUCGGCAUCAUCGCCUGCCCGGCUCGCCUUCUUCUACACCGCGAUCUACCUGCUAGCACUGGCGCAGGGCUUCCACAUGCCAUGUUCGGAGGCUUUGGGCGCGGACCAGUUCGAUCCCAGCGUCGGUGCGUCCCGGAGCUCCUACUUCAACUGGUUUCACUUCUCCAUAUCGUGGGGGUGUGGGGUGCCGGGCACGGCGGGGGAGACAGCUGCUCGACCAUGUCUGAACCUCCCUGCGCCGCCGCCGCCUCCCUCUCUCGGCUGCCGCCGCCGCCGUAUCUUCUGGGCGACGUUCUCCGCCUUGCAAGACGGAGCCGAGGAAGGGACGGCUACGGAUGAGGCAGACUGCGUCUCCAUCGCGACGGUUGAGGUCGAGCUGGAUGACAUCUACGGCGGCGGGUCGGGGCCGAUGGUGAGGAUGGGAGGGGUGAGGGUGGCGGACGAUGAGAGCUCUGGCGCGGGAAAGGUUGAAGGGUCCAAGGAAACAAAAAAGGAGCGUCUUAUACGUGAAUCUCUUGAGUGGUCAGAUGGUACGAGGAAGGUCGCCACAAGUUUGAAAAUAGCCGAGAGGGAAACGGAGAAUGUGCACAGACUGGUUGAAGCUUUACUGGACAAGAAGCACGACGAUGAGAACAUGCAAGAGCGCUGCAUGUCUUUUCCAUUAAGAUAG